AUGCCUUCCUUCAAGAACUCCGCUGUCCUUUCCGCCAUUGCCGGCGCCGCCUCUGUCAUGGCCCACGGUCACGUCAACUACUUCACCGAUGGCUCUGAGCAGUUCGCCGGUUACGACGUCACCUCGCUCCCUUACAUGAGCAGCCCCCCCGACGUCUACGGCUGGAAGAACACCGCCACUGACAACGGCUUCGUCGACCCCUCCUCCUACGCCGCUGCCGACAUCAUCUGCCACAAGAACUCCGAGAACGCCAAGCUCACCGCAAAGGUCGCCGCUGGUGACAAGCUCCAGAUCUUCUGGAACACCUGGCCCGAGUCCCACAAGGGUCCCGUUAUCGACUACCUCGCCUCUUGCGGCACUGACUGCUCUACCGUCGACAAGACCUCCCUCGAGUUCUUCAAGAUCGCUGAGGCCGGUCUCGUUGACGCCUCUGCCAACAAGUGGGCUUCCGAUGAGCUCAUUGCUGCCAACAACUCCUGGGCUGUCACCAUCCCCACUUCCCUGAAGCCCGGCAACUACGUUCUCCGUCACGAGAUCAUUGCCCUUCACUCCGCUGGCCAGGAGAACGGUGCCCAGAACUACCCCCAGUGCCUCAACAUUGAGGUUACCGGCUCCGGCUCUGACCUUCCCGCUGGUACCAAGGGUGAGGCCCUCUACAAGGCCACCGACGCCGGUAUCCUCAUCUCCAUCUACAACUCCCUGACCAGCUACUCCAUCCCUGGCCCUGCCCUUCCCUCCGUCUUCGGUGGCUCUGGCUCCGGCUCCGGCUCUGGCUCUGCUUCCUCCGCCGCUCCCGCCGCCACCACCACUGCUGCCGCCACCUCUGCCGCCGCCGCUUCUUCCACCGCCCCCGCCGUCACCUCUGCUGCUGCUGCCACCACCACCGCUGCUGCUGAGGCCGUCGCUACCUCCGCCCCUGCCUCCAGCUCCGUCUCUGCCCAGCAGCCUGCCGCCACUGGCAAGCCCUCCUGCGCCGAGAAGCGCAAGCGCAGCCUGGCCCGCCGCAUGGCCCGCCAGCACGCCCGUGACGUCGUCCGCCGCGUUUAA
Colletotrichum paranaense is the source of this 1047-nucleotide messenger RNA. RefSeq names its product endoglucanase-4. The record is from RefSeq and is a predicted model, not a curated record. Lineage: Eukaryota; Fungi; Ascomycota; Sordariomycetes; Glomerellales; Glomerellaceae. The transcript is spliced from 2 exons. The coding region runs from base 1 to 1047 and encodes 348 amino acids.